Molecule: messenger RNA, 360 nt
Organism: Fusarium pseudograminearum CS3096
Lineage: Eukaryota; Fungi; Ascomycota; Sordariomycetes; Hypocreales; Nectriaceae
Exons: 2
Coding region: 1-360 (119 amino acids)
Source: RefSeq, a predicted model, not a curated record
AUGGGUCAACUCGACAACGACAACUGGCUCUACCCAGGAGACGGUCUCACCAGUGAGAACGGCAGCGCCGAGUUCAAAAUUGAGGGCGACGGCAGGAUGUCUAUCUACUGGGAUGGCGAAGUUAUCUGGCAAAACACAGAUGAAGGACGUGAAGACAUCAAGGGCAUUCAUCUGCAAGAUGAUGGUAACUUGGUGCUGUACACCCACGACGAUGAAGCCGUCUGGGCUUCCAACACCGAGGAUCAUGGCGACGAGGUGUACCUGCGUGUACAGGAUGAUGGAAACAUUGUCUUGUACAAGGGAGAGGAUGAUGACGCUGAGGCUGUUUGGGCUAGCAACACUGUCCAUGAAGAGGAUUAA